This is a messenger RNA of Strongylus vulgaris, 291 nucleotides long. NCBI's taxonomy places the organism in Eukaryota, Metazoa, Nematoda, Chromadorea, Rhabditida, Strongylidae. The record is from the annotation of a GenBank genome assembly.
AUGGUAAUUCAAAGCUCUCUAAACGAGUUUACUAAGAGUUAUGUAUUGUCUGUGGUGUAUAACCUGGUAUCUUCAGCUCUUCCAAAUCCAUGCACCGCACCUCCACGCAACCCUGGUGAUGGACCCCAUCAUGCGACAAGAUGGGCUUUCGAUGGGAACAUCCGCAAAUGUGUACCAUUCGAAUAUCGCGGAUUACAUGGGAAUGCUAAUAACUUCCUCACUCGUGAAGACUGUGAGCAGAGAUGUCCAGGUUGGAAGGAUUACUGCAAAGAGCAAAACCGAGCAGACUGA